This is a messenger RNA of Trichomonas vaginalis G3, 216 nucleotides long. RefSeq lists its product as uncharacterized. The transcript has a single exon. Lineage: Eukaryota; Parabasalia; Trichomonadida; Trichomonadidae. The record is from RefSeq and is a predicted model, not a curated record. Bases 1 to 216 code for a protein of 71 amino acids.
AUGAAGUUUCUUUGUGCAUUCAUCAACAGAGGCGCUGACAAUGAGAUUAAAAUAGAUCUCUCUGCAAAGCCAAAGCGAACAUCACCUUCAAUUACAUACGUUAUACCAAUGAUUACACUGUGCAAUGCCACGAUAGAUUUAUCAUUGGAGUUCGAUGAGUUCAAAGAAUUCAAUGAAUUCCCUCAUGAUUUCCAUUUCAUCCCAAGCGAUUGUUAA